GCCAUGACCUCAACUUUCUAUCUUUUCGUUUUUCGAGAUGGGAAACCAAUGACUUUUGCGCUGCAGGCCUGCCCGACAUUGAGUUAAGCUUUCAACGCCAAGGUCCAUUGAUAGUGUGGCCAUCUGGGGGACACCAUCAGAACAACCCCUGGCCGUAUGAUCACCAACCCCUCAAUGCCCAGGCUGGGCGACGGUAUCGUAGCAUUUGUCGGCAUCUGCUUUGCCGAUGUAACGACCGACGAGUCACCGGCAUGAGCAUGUCAGGAAUAUAAGACCAGAUCAACCAAGCUCGGGAUAGAGUCUAGAGAGUAGCUCUGAGCCCACCACGGACCCCACCCUAGCUUUCUCUCCCCUGCCUGUUCUCAAAACUCCACCAUGGCGCCGCCAGUCGCCCCAAUCGAUGAGAGCAUCAUCCAAAAUCUCGUAGCUCAGGACCACGUACGAUGGUGGAACAAACCUAAUUUGCGGAGUCUCUAUCUCUUGCUUGUGCCGUUCUGCUUGUUCAUCGAAUCGACGUCUGGAUUUGACUCAUCCAUGAUGAACGGCAUGCAAGCCCUGACGCACUGGAAGGUAUUUUUCAACUAUCCGAAAGGCGGACAGCUGGGUUUGCUGGUGGCGUGCUACAACCUUGGGGCCAUUACCUCGAUCCCAUUUAUCUCUUUGGUUUCAGAUCACUUCGGGCGCAGGAAGUCGAUUGUAUUCGGCUCGGUGAUCAUGUGUAUUGGGGCUAUCAUGCAAGGCCUAUCCAAAAACUUGGCCAUGUUCGUCUUUUCACGCAUCUUCCUGGGCCACGGGAUCGUGUAUGCGAUCAUCGCAGGCGCCGCACUUCUGGGCGAACUAGGUCACCCGAAGGAACGUGCCUUCCUGGGCAGUAUGUUCAACGCCUUUUUCGGCGUGGGCGCUAUUCUCGGCGCCGGUAUUGUUGUGCAAACACGUCUGAUCGAUAACGAUUGGAGCUGGCGGCUACCUUCAAUACUUCAAGCAAUUCCCUCCCUUAUCCAAAUCGUCUUCUCAUUCGCCGUGCCUGAAUCUCCACGUUGGCUUGUCUCCAAGGAUAGACACGAAGAGGCGCUAAACAUCCUGAUCAAAUACCAUGCAGAAGGCGACGCGGCAGCAGAGCUACCCCACGUCGAACUUGCAGAGAUCCAGGCCGCACUGAAGAUCGAGAAUGAAUCGCGUGCCCGCGGCUGGGGCGAAUUGUUUCAGACGAAAGGCAUGCGCCACCGAUCGCUCGUCGCCGCAGCAUUGGGCUUGUUCGUGCAGUUCUCCGGCAACAAUCUCAUCAGCCAGUACUUCGUGCCAAUUGCGGAGAAAAUCGGCAUCACGAGCAGUUAUGAACAAGUCCGCUACAACGUUGGUAAGGAAAGCUGGGGCUUCCUCGUCGCUCUGGUCAUGGCAAGUAUCACACCACGUUACCCGCGGCGCAAGAUGUACUUGCUGUGUGCCACUUGUCUCCUGGCCGUUUACACCGCGUGGACGAUCGCGCAGGCACGGAACCGUAUCACGGGAUCGAAAGAGUCGGGUUAUGCGGUGCUGGUAUUCAUCUUCCUCUACAGCCCCGCAUACUGCAUCGGCUACAAUGCCCUGACCUACGUCUACAUGGUCGAAAUCUUCCCGUACUACGUGCGCACCAAGGGACUCUCCUGGUUCCAGCUAUUCGGCCGCACAGCUGUGAUGUUCGGCUCCUUCGUCAACCCAAUCGGCCUCGAGAACAUCGACUGGAAAUACCUGCUUGUCUACGUCGUAUGGCUGUUAUUCGAGAUCGUGUUCAUCUACAUCUUCUUCCCUGAGACAUACGGCAAGACGCUCGAGGAGCUGCAUUUCUUGUUCGAGUCUGAGAAGGAUGAGCGCGAUGCGAUUGUUUCAGCGGCGAAUAAGGCCGUGAAUGACCCGGUCAUAGAGCUGCAUGAGGUGCCGGAGAAGAAGGUCUGAUGAGCUGGUGUAGCUGGGUGUGCUGAUCAUGUGACACGCGGAGCUGUGGAUGUUUGGAACCUGAGCUUAGCGGGUCAGCCAACAAAAUUGAUUCAUCGAUACCAAUGCACCGUAUGAUCCUUCUAGUCUAAUUC
Messenger RNA from Boeremia exigua, 2066 nucleotides. Its product is annotated as hexose transporter-like protein. Bases 376 to 1932 code for a protein of 518 amino acids. Gene Ontology annotation, biological process: transmembrane transport; carbohydrate transport. The transcript is spliced from 7 exons. The record is from RefSeq and is a predicted model, not a curated record. NCBI's taxonomy places the organism in Eukaryota, Fungi, Ascomycota, Dothideomycetes, Pleosporales, Didymellaceae. Gene Ontology annotation, cellular component: membrane. Gene Ontology annotation, molecular function: carbohydrate:proton symporter activity.